AUGGUUUUAGCGGCCGUGGGGCAGCUAUGUUCGACUAGCAACAUAACUUCGAACCUAGCUCAGUGCAAGGUGUUGGUUCGAAAGGCUGCUGCAGCAGGUGCCAAGGUGCUGUUUCUUCCAGAGGCAUCAGACUAUAUCGCAUCCUCGGCAGAGCAAUCCUACUCCCUCGCCCAGUCUGAAGAGAGGGCUAGCUUUGUGUCGUCCUUACAGAAAGAUGCCGAGGAACAAAAAAUCCACAUCAAUGUUGGAAUUCAUGAAGUAGCCUCUGAAACCAGGCUCAAGAAUUUAUUGAUUUGGAUCGAUGAUAAGGGAAUCAUCUCCCAAAAGUACCAGAAGGUCCAUCUUUUUGACGUUGAUAUCAAAGACGGACCUGUACUCAAGGAGAGCGCGAGCGUCCAGCCUGGACAACAACUCUCUAGGCCAUUUGACACACCUGUAGGGCGUGUUGGUCUGAGCAUUUGUUUUGAUUUGCGUUUUCCAGAGAUCAGCCUGGCAUUGAGGCGGCAGAAUGCUGAAAUCAUCACAUAUCCAUCGGCAUUCACUGUUCCGACGGGAAAGGCUCAUUGGGAGCCCUUGCUACGAGCAAGAGCUAUUGAGACCCAGUCAUAUGUGAUUGCAGCUGCGCAGGCAGGCCCCCAUAAUGAGAGGAGACGAAGCUAUGGUCAUUCUAUUAUCAUCAACCCGUGGGGUGAAGUGGUGGCAAAGCUGGGGGAUGAGUACCAGGAACCACAAAUCGCGACCGCCGAUAUUGAUCUCGAUCUUGUGGCGAAGAUUCGGCGUGAAAUGCCGUUGCUUCGGAGAACUGAUCUAUAUCCAGAAAUUUGA
This is a messenger RNA of Penicillium psychrosexuale, 825 nucleotides long. RefSeq names its product carbon-nitrogen hydrolase family protein. The coding region runs from base 1 to 825 and encodes 274 amino acids. NCBI's taxonomy places the organism in Eukaryota, Fungi, Ascomycota, Eurotiomycetes, Eurotiales, Aspergillaceae. The transcript has 5 exons. Gene Ontology annotation, molecular function: hydrolase activity, acting on carbon-nitrogen (but not peptide) bonds, in linear amides. The record is from RefSeq and is a predicted model, not a curated record.